Molecule: messenger RNA, 730 nt
Organism: Cajanus cajan (pigeon pea)
Lineage: Eukaryota; Viridiplantae; Streptophyta; Magnoliopsida; Fabales; Fabaceae
Source: RefSeq, a predicted model, not a curated record
UCUCCCAUGUUCCAUAUAUAAGCACUGAAAACCAACAAUCAUUACAUAUCCUUCACACUCUCCUUUUUCUCCUUCAUAAUCAUUUUAUUUCCUCUGCAAAAUGAUUACCUACCAGUGUCCAUGUUAUUUUCUUGGAUGAUACUUAUAAAUGUCUAUUUCUAUAUCCAUAUAAUUUAUCCAAAGUUUGUUUGCUAAAUAGCAAAGAGAAAAGAAAAAUGGAGAACUCCACGAGAUUAGGGUUGAUGGCUGUGGUUGCUGUAUCCGGAAGCAUGGUCUUCUUGGUUCAUCAAGUCCAUAAACGUCUACUAUCUAACUUCAUGGAGAAAUUUGAGUAUGAAUACGCACAUGACCAAAAGAAUUUGAGUGGCUCGGAGAAACAUGAAGCAAAGAAGGUACGGUUUGCAAAAGAAACAUCAAAAAACAAAAGUUGUGGAGAUAAGAAAAUGAUUACAACAACGACAAGGGUACGGGGAAUCAAGGCUGAGGAAAUUUGGGUGAUGGAGAAUGUUCAGAAAUGGAGGCAUGUGCCCAAAUUAGAGGACAUGAUGCCUCCUAAUAGGGCAGUUCUAUACAGGGGAAUUAUGAAAUAUAGGAAUAGGACUAUUAAUCGGAGACUUCACUUUUAGUUUUUUUCUGUUUCCAUAUUUUUUUUAUUUAUGCGAAGAAUUUUGCUCUCACUUCAAUUGGUAUCUAUUUUUAUAUUUAUAAAUUAAAAUACAUAAUUUGCAUA